Parnassius mnemosyne (clouded apollo) is the source of this 1017-nucleotide messenger RNA. NCBI's taxonomy places the organism in Eukaryota, Metazoa, Arthropoda, Insecta, Lepidoptera, Papilionidae. The record is from the annotation of a GenBank genome assembly.
AUGGUUCUUGGCUGCCUUUUCGCCGGCUCUAUUAUCGAUAGACUUUGGAGAAAACCGGGCCACGUUAUCUUGGCUUUUUCUUUCACUGUCAGUUGGCUGAUUCAAGCUUUCGCCACAAACAAUCCAGUUAUGUUAUUGGGAAGAUUUUUUAAUGGAAUAUGUUCUGGUGCAAUAAGACCGAUUAAUUUAGUAUAUUUAGGAGAAAUUUCAGAUCCAAAAUACAGGGGACUUAUGCUUUUUACUCCACCAUUAACUCUAAAUGCUGGUAUAAUAUUAAACUAUGCAUUAGGCGCUUUUGUUUUUUGGAGAACAAAUUCUUUACUUUGCUAUUCUCCAAGCAUCAUAUCUAUAGUUCUACUCUUGAUUUUAAAAGAAAGCCCUUUAUGGUUAAUUUCAAAAAGAAAGAUAAAUGAAGGAUUAGAAAUAUUUAAGUGGUUUAGAGGGGAGACAGAAGCAGCAGAAAAAGAAUUAAAAUCGAUAUUAGAAAAGCAAAAAGUUAAAACUUCAAAUGUAUCUAUGAAGGAUUAUUUGAAAAAGGAUUUUAUAAGACCUCUCUUGAUUUCCUUCUUUCUAUCAAUAGCUUCGCAAUGUAAUGGAGCUAAUGUCAUAACGUUUUAUGCGCAAGAUAUUCUUGGAAACCUUAUUCCAAACGACUUCAAUCCCUUCACGCUAAUGAUUACAACGGAUUGCGUGAGAUUAUUUGCAGCUCUUGUAAUAAUUUUUUUCGGAAAUCGCUUCCCAAGGAAAAUAUUGUUUAUGGUAUGCAUUUUUGGAGCUUCUCUGUUGCUUUGUGGUUUAUUAGGUUUAUUAUAUUUAUAUUAUACAGAAUUAAAAUGGCUGUUGAUUGCAUUAUUAAUAGCCUAUGUAAUACUAGCUAGUUUCUCGGUAACAUUUGCCUGCUAUAACGACUUUAAAUGCAAUCGUGUGUGUUUCUUAUUGCCUGAAACUAGUGGAAGAAGCCUACAAGACAUAGAAGACGGAUAUGAUAAGAAAAAUAUUAUUGUAUCUAAAUUAUAA